GGCACGCGGCCGUAUCGAUGAGGAGGAGGAGGAUGGAGAGCCGAUCACUUCAUCGAUCCGCGCUGAUCGAUCCGCUGAUCAGCUGAUCAUCAGAGCAGAAGGGGUGGAGCCGCACGAGGCGACAAUCAGCGUCAUCAAUCAAUCAAUCGGUGUCAUCGAUCACACCUGAUGUGAGACUCGGAGCGGCGUGUGGCGCGAGCCGCAGCGGGAGACAAUCACCUGAUCUGAGCGGGUUCUGGACCACGUGACCCCCGCAGGUUCGAUCCCGCCCCUGAAGUCCCGAGGAAACCCCGCAGGUGGUCCAGGUUGGACGCUCCGAAGCUCCCAGGAACUGCUUCAUCAGCUAACAGCUAACUGCUAACAGCUAACCGCUAACAGCUAACGGUGCUCUGGUCCGUGGUUGGACGUUGGAUGGACACAGCAGAGAUCUGCUGGAGCUCUAAUGAUCCCAGGUGAGAGAGAGAGUGGCGGGCGAUCAGGAGGAGUCUGGGUCACAUGGGAAACACAAGCCAUGGAGGUCAAAGGUCAACUCAUCUCCACUGACCCUCUCACCUGUCCGGACAGGAAGCAGCGGGAGCGAAUGGCAGAGCUGCAGGAGAGGAGGCGGAGCCUGCAGGCUCUUCUCAGCGCACGAUUGGCUGAGCUGAGGCGGAUCUGUCUGCAGGAGGCGGAGCUGACAGGUGCGGUGCCCAGCGACUUCCCUCUGGAGGCGGGGGAGAAACCCCCCUGUGUGCCCCGGAGAGGGGGGGCAUCUCGCCACGCACACAGGAAGAGUCGAGCAGAGGAUGAAGACUCUCAGCGCUCCAAACCCAAGAAAACCUUGUUCAGCGGAGCUCUGAGGAAACACAGCGACUCUGAACACAACAUGCACGCACAGACGCAGACCCACCAUGGCAAGAGGACCGUCCACCGAGGCUGCCACACGGAUGACACGGUGAGGUCAGAGAGCAGCUCCACAUCAGACUCAACAGGACACGACAACGAUGACGGUGUGUCUCAGUGUCGCCCCCCGCUGGUCUCUGAUGGAUCUCCAGUUGAAGUUUUCUACCAAAACAAAACCAGGAAGAACUCCGUGCUCAUCAGGGUCGACCAUUCUGAGGCUCACCCGGCACAUAAGCCCCUCCCCCUGCCCCCCUCCCAGCCUCCCCCUCCUCCCCCUCGCUCUCAGGACUCCUCCUCUUCCUCCGCCCCCUCUGACCCGGCAGGUGAGGGUGGGGUGAGGAUAAACGCUAGUCGUCAUAGCAACAGCUCGGAUGGCCUUUUGGAACGCGUUGCUCCACCUGAGGAGGAGGGCGGCGCCCAGCAGGGGGGAUUGUGGGUAAACGGUCUGCUGGGGUCCAGAGGGACUUCAAGGGGCGGGGUCUUCAGGAGCUCAGAGACGCUGACGGACGGACGGGCGAGGACGAGGUCCAAUAACGGGGUGAGCGAGGGAGGCGGGGCUGGCCGAGGCAGAGGAGGUGGGGUCAGAGGGGGCGGGUACAGCGAGGUGCUGCUGGACUAUGUUUGGGGCAAACAGCAGCAGCUACAGAGACAGACGUCCCACGCCAGCAGCCGGCAGCCAAUCACAUCGCACCAACAGCUGCUCUUUAACGGAUACUCCUCCCAGCAGCCCUCAGCAGCCCCGCCCACCUACCGCGGUCUCCAAGGAGACCAGCGACGAGUCAAAGUGACCCGUACGAAGUCCUGUGGACCCUUCCUCCCCGUGCAGCAGAACCAGACUGAUACCCAUAAUCCUCCUCUGUCCACCAUCCAGCCAGACCCCCACCCCCACCUGCUGCCGCCCCGCCCACCAAAGCUGCCCCCCGCCCAGGACGCCCAGCUGGAGGACGCCACCAGGAGCCUCCACAAGGCCCUCGCCCUGGAAGGUCUGAGGGACUGGUACCUCAGGAACACGAUUGGCUCCUCAAACCAAAACCAGGCCAAUGGAAAGGUCAACACGGGGGUCAACACUAAGGGGAACGAAGGGGUCAAAGGUCAGAAUACUGGAGGAGCUCUGCCGGGCAGACGGAGGACUCAAGGUGCCAUUCAGCAGCCGACCUAUCAGAGCGAGACGAGUCAUCAGAAGAAGACGCUGCCGCACUCGGCCACGUUCCACGGACACCCGCUGCUUGGCAGGUCCGUGGACAGCUCGCUCUACCACGACUCCUUCUCUCAGAAACAGGAAGUUCCUCUCAGAGACCUCACCCUGGACCAGCCAUCUCCUGGAACUCUGGUCUGACUCGCUGACCAAUCAGGGCACUGAUGGACAUACUCACUGACCAAUCAUGGCUCUGAUGGACUCACACAUUGACCAAUCCCAGGCCAGCCUCUGUGACAGCAGCCUUCUGUGCAUACGGGUGGAUGUUCAGGUGAAGCUCGGCUUGGUGUUGAACUCUCUCAUCCUGAAGCUCCGCCCACAGGAGGCUGAUGUCACGGUCUCUGGGAGGAGUCUGAGCCUGUUUAUCUAAAAACAAACUGAGCUGCAGAUUUCUACUGUUUGUUUAUAAAUGUUACCAUGACGACGCGUUUGUCUGCUCAGACAAUCAGAACAUAAACCAGCUUUUGUACGAACCUUUGAUACGAGUCGUGAUGACGAUGAUGAUGAAGCUGUUGCACUCUCUCUGAGGUCACAUGAUCACCAGCUGACAUCACCAGCUCAUUUCACUGACCAGCAGAUUAAACCGAUCAGCUGAUUGAUCCUCAGGUGAGACUCUUCAGGUAAUCUGUGCACUAAACGUUCAGCAGCCGAUCCGUCGGUGAAGCUCCUGGAACGCCUGCAGCGCCUGUACACAGGUGACAACCGUGACACCUGUGACGCAGGAAACACGUGUCACACGGGGGGCGUUCCUGUCUCUGCGUCAGCGUGUCACUGAGAAACCGGAGAAAACAAACGCCAAAAACAAAGUCCACGGCAAACUUUUCAAAAACGAUAAAAGUAGCAAUAAUAGGGCUGUCAGUCGAUCAUUUUUAAUCAUGAUUAAUCUCAGA
Cheilinus undulatus (humphead wrasse) is the source of this 2967-nucleotide messenger RNA. It is a transcript of the gene ccdc120a, whose product is annotated as coiled-coil domain containing 120a. Bases 443 to 2218 code for a protein of 591 amino acids. The transcript has 11 exons. The record is from RefSeq and is a predicted model, not a curated record. NCBI's taxonomy places the organism in Eukaryota, Metazoa, Chordata, Actinopteri, Labriformes, Labridae.